This is a messenger RNA of Oncorhynchus nerka (sockeye salmon), 717 nucleotides long. Its product is annotated as guanine nucleotide-binding protein G(s) subunit alpha isoforms XLas-like. Bases 1 to 717 code for a protein of 238 amino acids. NCBI's taxonomy places the organism in Eukaryota, Metazoa, Chordata, Actinopteri, Salmoniformes, Salmonidae. The transcript has a single exon. The record is from RefSeq and is a predicted model, not a curated record.
AUGCAGACUCCGGCCGCAAAACCUGACUCUAUGAGGGAGGGUCCGGGUGGGCAUCUAGCCUCGGUGACGGCUCCAGUUCGGGGCAUAGACCCCGCUCCGCUUGCUGAUCCAUCCGCCUCCAUGGAACCGGACCGUGGAUCGUCGCCAGAGGCUCCGGACUGCGGACCGUCGCCAGAGGCUCCGGACAGCAGACCGUCUCAGGAGGUUCCGGAUUGCGGACCGUCGCCGGAGGCUCCAGAAUGCGGACCGUCUCAGGAGAUUCCGAACUGCGGACCGUCUCAGGAGGUUCCGGACUGCGGACCGUCUCAGGAGGUUCCGGACUGCGGACCGUCUCAGGAGGUUCCGGACAGCGGACCGUCUCAGGAGGUUCCGGACUGCGGACCGUCUCAGGAGGUUCCGGACUGCGGACCGUCUCAGGACGUUCCGGACUGGGAACUGUCGCCGGAAGCUCUGGACUGGUGUCACGCUCCUUACCCGCUCUGCAGCGUUCUCAACGCCAGCACCUCUCUCCGGAAUCUUGCAUCGAGCUCCUCACUCGACUCCCUGACUGGCUCUGGUUCACCCCUCGACUCCGCCGACCACUCCGUGUGCCUCCCCCCAAAAGAAUUUGGGACUGCCUCUCGGGCCUCCGUCGUGGUUGCGACUCCCGGAGUCGUCGUUGAUCCUCCUUCGCUGCCUCCCCCUGCUUCCAUGGCAGGGUCUUGUCCCUCGCCAUAA